This is a messenger RNA of Enhydra lutris kenyoni (northern sea otter), 4137 nucleotides long. Its product is annotated as Sp1 transcription factor. Gene Ontology annotation, biological process: regulation of transcription by RNA polymerase II. The transcript has 6 exons. The record is from RefSeq and is a predicted model, not a curated record. The coding region runs from base 19 to 2379 and encodes 786 amino acids. Lineage: Eukaryota; Metazoa; Chordata; Mammalia; Carnivora; Mustelidae. Gene Ontology annotation, molecular function: DNA-binding transcription factor activity, RNA polymerase II-specific; RNA polymerase II cis-regulatory region sequence-specific DNA binding.
CGUCCCUCAGCUGCCACCAUGAGCGACCAAGAUCACUCCAUGGAUGAAAUGACAGCUGUGGUGAAGAUUGAAAAAGGAGUUGGUGGCAAUAAUGGGGGCAAUGGUAAUGGUGGUGGUGCCUUUUCUCAGGCUCGAAGCAGCAGCACAGGCAGUAGCAGCAGUGGAGGAGGAGGAGGGCAGGAAUCCCAGCCAUCCCCUCUGGCUCUGCUGGCAGCAACUUGCAGCAGAAUUGAGUCACCCAAUGAAAACAGCAACAACUCCCAGGGCCCAAGCCAGUCAGGGGGCACAGGUGAGCUUGACCUCACAGCCACACAGCUCUCACAGGGUGCCAAUGGCUGGCAGAUCAUCUCUUCCUCCUCUGGGGCUACCCCUACCUCAAAGGAACAGAGUGGCAGCAGUACCAAUGGCAGCAAUGGCAGUGAGUCUUCCAAGAAUCGCACAGUCUCUGGUGGGCAGUAUGUUGUGGCUGCCACUUCUAACUUACAGAACCAGCAAGUCCUGACAGGAUUACCUGGAGUGAUGCCUAAUAUUCAGUAUCAAGUAAUCCCACAGUUCCAGACCGUUGAUGGGCAACAGCUGCAGUUCGCAGCCACUGGAGCCCAAGUGCAGCAGGAUGGUUCUGGUCAGAUACAGAUCAUACCAGGUGCAAACCAACAGAUCAUCACAAAUCGAGGAAGUGGAGGCAACAUCAUUGCUGCUAUGCCAAACCUACUCCAGCAGGCUGUCCCCCUCCAAGGCCUGGCUAAUAAUGUACUCUCAGGACAGACUCAGUAUGUGACCAACGUACCAGUGGCCCUGAAUGGGAAUAUCACCUUGCUACCUGUCAACAGCGUUUCUGCAGCUACCUUGACUCCUAGCUCUCAGGCAGUCACUAUCAGCAGCUCUGGGUCCCAGGAGAGUGGUUCACAGCCCGCCACCUCAGGGACUGCCAUCAGUUCUGCCAGUUUGGUAUCAUCACAAGCCAGUUCCAGCUCCUUUUUCACCAAUGCCAAUAGCUAUUCAACAACUACAACCACCAGCAACAUGGGAAUUAUGAACUUUACCACCAGCGGAUCAGCAGGGACCAGCUCUCAAGGGCAGACACCCCAGAGGGUCAGUGGGCUACAGGGGUCUGAUGCUCUAAAUAUCCAGCAGAACCAGACAUCUGGAGGCUCUCUGCAAACAAGUCAGCAAAAAGAGGGAGAGCAAAACCAGCAGACGCAGCAACAGCAGCAAAUCCUUAUCCAGCCUCAGCUAGUUCAAGGGGGACAGGCUCUCCAGGCCCUUCAAGCAGCACCAUUGUCAGGGCAGACCUUUACAACCCAAGCUAUCUCCCAGGAAACCCUCCAGAAUCUCCAGCUUCAGGCUGUUCCAAACUCUGGCCCCAUCAUCAUCCGGACACCAACCGUGGGGCCCAAUGGACAGGUCAGUUGGCAGACUCUUCAGCUGCAGAAUCUCCAAGUUCAGAACCCACAGGCCCAGACAAUCACCUUGGCCCCAAUGCAGGGUGUUUCCUUGGGGCAGACCAGCAGCAGCAAUACCACCCUUACACCCAUUGCCUCAGCUGCCUCCAUCCCUACCGGCACAGUCACUGUGAAUGCUGCUCAGCUCUCCUCCAUGCCUGGCCUCCAGACCAUUAACCUCAGUGCAUUGGGUGCUUCAGGGAUCCAGGUGCACCAGCUUCCAAGCCUGCCCUUGGCUAUAGCAAAUGCCCCAGGUGAUCAUGGAGCUCAGCUUGGCCUCCAUGGGGCUGGUGGUGAUGGAAUACAUGAUGACACAGCAGGUGGAGAAGAAGGGGAAAACAGCCCAGAUCCACAGCCCCAAGCUGGUCGGAGGACCCGGCGGGAAGCAUGCACCUGCCCCUACUGUAAAGACAGUGAAGGAAGGGGCUCUGGGGAUCCUGGCAAAAAGAAACAGCACAUUUGCCACAUCCAAGGCUGUGGCAAAGUAUAUGGCAAGACCUCACACCUACGGGCACACUUGCGCUGGCAUACAGGCGAGAGGCCAUUCAUGUGUACCUGGUCAUACUGUGGGAAACGCUUUACACGUUCGGAUGAGCUACAGAGACACAAACGUACACACACAGGAGAGAAGAAAUUUGCCUGCCCUGAGUGUCCCAAGCGCUUCAUGAGGAGUGACCACCUGUCGAAGCAUAUCAAGACCCACCAGAAUAAGAAGGGAGGCCCAGGUGUAUCCCUGAGCGUGGGCACUUUGCCCCUGGACAGUGGGGCAGGUUCAGAAGGCAGUGGCACUGCCACCCCUUCAGCCCUUAUUACCACCAAUAUGGUAGCCAUGGAGGCCAUCUGUCCAGAGGGUAUUGCCCGUCUUGCCAACAGUGGCAUCAACGUCAUGCAGGUGGCGGAUCUGCAGUCUAUUAAUAUCAGUGGCAAUGGCUUCUGAGAUGAGGCACCCAGGGCCAGAGACAUAUGGGCCAUACCCAUUAACCCUGGGAUGCAAGGUAGCAUGGGUCCAAGAGACAUGUGGGAGAGAGAGCCAUGAGGCAUUAAAAUGCAUGGUGGUGGGAAGAAUUGGGGGAGGGAUACAAGAGAAGAGAUGGGGUCUUGGCACCCACCUAUAUCAUCAGUACCUCCUUAAAGUGGGAAACAUUAGUGAAAAUUCUGUUGGUGCCACCCUUUGAUGAGCAUUUGUUUGACCCCAACCAGUUUCUUAGACUUCUUACCCCAGCCUCCCCUUCCUGCAUUUCCCUUCUCAGCUCCCCCAUGAUGGAUCCCCCCCUUUCCUAAAGCCAUCAUGCCUUGAUAAAUAUAUAUGAUCAUUGAAAUACUUUUUAACAAAAAAACAGAUUCUAUAUUAUAUAUAUAUUAUAUAUAUAUAUAUAAAAGAUAUAUAGAGAUGCAUUUGCAGGGGUUGGCUGGGAGGAGGAAGGAGACCAUUCUGUGACCAAAAUACCUUGGUCAUUUUUUUAUAUUGCCUUAUUUCCCUAUGGCUGAGCCUUGUUGUGACACAUCAAGCUUUUCUAUAGAUGUUGUCUUGGCUUCCCACCAGAUUAAGCAUUCAUAUGCUCUGCUUUUAGUUUAUAUAUACAUACAUAAUGUUUUUCCUUUCUUAAUUUUGUCUUUUUAUUUGGGAUCAGCUUCUUGCACUCCUUUCUUGACUCAACCUUUCUGUCUCCCUUUCUCUCACCUGAUCACUUUAUGUUUUGGUAAUGAUCCCUGGAUGAGGCACUUCUGUCAGUCUUUUAAGGUCCUUGGUCCUAGCAGCGGAAUGGAGAGCCCUGAAGCCCAGGCUGAUGCUUGAGGUAGCUGUGGAGAGAGUGUUCAAAAUACUACUGACGCAGGCACCCUCUUGGCGCUGGAGAGUUCAAGGCAUCUCUCCUUAUUAGCUGCUCUAAGCAUCGAGAGUCUUUCUAUGGAGUUGUACAAGAGACCCUUUAAAGGUUAUAAUCUGGGAUCAGUUUGUAUAAACUGUCACAAAGUGGUCAAGAAACAGGUAGGGGCUUUCAGUAGGAAAAUGAUGUGCCCAGAAGUGGAAGUGACUCAGAGUGGUCCCGUUCAGGAGUUAGUGGAGUAUUUGGACUUUUGUACAGCUGUCUUCCAAAGUAGCUCUAAGCUUUUUAUGGGUUUUUGAGGUCACAUUCUGAAAGGAAAUGCACUUCCUCUUUUGAACAUCCCCCGUAGUUUCUUUUUCAUGUUAUUAAGGAGCAUCAGCCAAUGAAUCUGUUCCGGGUUUCCAUUCUGCAAAACUCCAGAGCAUGCACAAGUGGCAAGGCAGUGGUUCUUUGAUCUUUUCCCUUAACUCUUCCUUGGGUGGUUCCUAAGGGAAAAGGAAGCACAUGAUCAUGGGAAUGAUAGCCCAGAACAAAAAGAAAUCUUGUCUUACCACUGUGGUUUAUAGGAGAGAUCAGGAGACACCAUCCUGCUUUCUCCAUGGCCUGAUUCCUGAAGAGACUGAUCCAAAAAUUAUAGCGGCAGGGAACUCUUAGUGCAUUUGGCACUGAGAUUUAAAUGCAACCAGAGUUGUCCUCAAGGCCCAGCCAUUAAAACGUUGCCUCUCUUGACCUUCUGGUAUCUUGUCGGAGAGCUUUUCACUGUGAGGAAGUAUGGAAAUGGCUGUGUGUAUGUGUGUAAUCUGUUAGGUUGGGGAUAGGUUUUCUGUUAGCCUAUACUAAAAGAGACCUGCAAUAAAAAAUUGCCCUGA